AAAUACCUACCCACCUCCGCACUCACACCAACAACAGAGGACGAACGAUCAGAGGAAGAAGAAGAAUCAGAGCGCUCGCGCAUCCUUGAAUUCGCAUCCCCACGGUGGCGCUUCGUCGGAUCGGAUCGGAUUGGAUCCCCACAACGCGCUCUACUCUCUAACUGUCUAUAUCACAAGAGCAGAGUCUGCUGAACACGCCCAGGCAUUGCCCUACCAGUAUAUUGAAUCAUGUAUCCAACAAAUCACUACAUGGAUCCAUACUCCUCAUACUACAGGCACCACGCUCCCUAUCCAUAUUAUCCCCCUCCCGGCUGGGAAGUUCGACCCCAGAAAAUGCCUGAAGUAGACUCAUCUUGUCCGCCACCGUCCGGCACUUGGCCGUACAGUGGUGGCAUGAAUCACUCAGGCAUUCCAGAGUCACACAGCUGCUGCAGCCACACAUACCCUCAUGGCUACCACUACAGUUUCAGACCCCCAUUUUCCCAAGAGCUUCCACCACCACAUUAUCCAUAUUACUACCAUGUUCCGUUUCCGCCACAUCAUCCGAACCCCUACUCGUCGUCAUGCUUCGGCCCACUCCCACCUUACCCCGUUGAUCAAACACCGUAUAAUGCUUAUGAUGAAAAGUUCAAGAGCCAUUGCUGUGGGUGUCCGAACCAUGUUUGCCAUGGAGAUGGAGGGCAGAAGAGCAACGUGAAGAUCGAAGAACAUAUGCCUGAAGUGAAGCCUGAGGGUAACCAGAAGGGUGCAGACAAUAAUUCAAGCAUAAUUCGGAACCCAAACUACCAGUACCCGGUGAUGUGGCUACCGUCCGGUGACAUGAAAGACAAGGGCAAUGGCAGAAGCGUUGAAUUUCCUCCCCAGCUCUUCAGCAAGUGGUUUCCUCGGAGUGGAGAGAGGACAGAGGAUGUGAAGCCAUCCAACGAUAAUCAGAAGGCGGCGAAGCAACUUCAGUGGCCGAUGGUUUGGAUGCCACCGGGAUAUGAUGAGACCAAACAACAAGCUAAAAAAGAACUGAAGGAGAUCGAGCAGAGUCCAAAGAACACGCAAGAAGAUCCGCCUUCGCCGAAGAUCAAGAUUAUUCCCUUGUCAUGGUUUGGAAAUGAUAGUCAUGAUCAAAAGCCUGCUGCUAAUGAUGGCUCUGGAGAACAAAAUGGAAGAUCAUCAGUGGCGAACCCAGCUGCAGGCACUGAGCAUCGGCAUGACACGACAGGGGAUGCAAAUUGUAAGACCAUCCCAGUCGUGGCGGAGAAACCAACCAAUGGGAAUGCACAUGCUAUUUCAGUUCUGCCGGAGAAACCAAAAAGUGGGAAUGAACCUGCCAUUUCAGUUGUGCCGGAGAAACAUGAUCUUGAGAAGAAGGUUCGUACCUGCAGGACCAUCCCGGUUAUGCCUCAGAAAGAUAGUGGUGAGAAGAAAUCCUACAAGGAUGUAAACAAAGAGGAAAAGAAGGCCAGCAUGGUUCAGAAGGAGGGAGAAAAUAAGAAAAGCAACAAUGUUGAAUCAUCAAAGGCCAAGCCUUCAAAACUACCCCCCGUAUGCUUGCGAGUGGAUCCUUUGCCAAAGAAGAAAUCAGGAAACACAUCUUCAAGGUCAUCCAGCCCAGCAACGAAGAAUGUUUGUGAAAAAGGAAAGGAUGUGAAAGAGGCCCAAGGCAAGAACCAGGAGACAAAGCUAUCAGAACAUCAGAAAGAGGGUAAUGUGCCGGUUAAAGAGAAAUCAUCUGAUGAAAUUCCCAAAAAUGCAGGGCCUAGGAAUGUGACAGUGCUAGAUGCUUCUGUGAAGCAUGCACAAGAGGAACAAGUUUCCACAAGUGUGACUGAUCAGAAGGUGCAGCCUACCGUCAGUGCUGAAGCGCAAGAAAAUGUCAGUGCAAGGAGCUUGCACGAGUGUGACAAAAACAGAAAGGAGGAUGAGUUGAAGAUCCAAGGUGAAGCUCCAAAUUUAACCUGUGAAAUCAAGUUAUCAGAGCCAGAUGCCGCUGUUUGUAUUCAGUCUGCAUACAGAGGGUACCAUGUGCGAAGAUGGCAACCUUUGGAGAAACUACGGAAGAUCAAGAAAGUACAUAAGCAGAUGCAAGAGGUGGAGAAGCAGAUCCAAGCCCUUGAAGCUUCUUCAGACCAGCCGACAGAGAAAGAGCACGUCGCUAUUAAUGAGACCAUCAUGAAUUUACUUCUGAACCUUGACACCAUUCAGAACUUGCAUCCAGUUGUGAGGGAGGCUAGGAAGUCUGUUGCUCGACAGCUAGUUUGUUUGCAGGAGAAGCUCGAUGCUUUGUGCAAGAAACUGCCUGCUGAACCUACUAAUCACCGUAAGAGUGGUGAAGAACAAUUGCCUUCCUCAGUUAACUCAAAGGAGCCUAUGCGCGAUGACGUCUCAUCUGAAGUUUCGUUGAAGUUGGGUCAAGAUGGAGAUUCUAAUGAACAGAAACAUCAAAUGGAAGAAUCAAGAAGUACAAAAGAAGCAGCAUCGACGGAUUCUAAUGAACAGAAACAUCAAAUGGAAGAAUCAAGAAGUACAAAAGAAGCAGCAUCGAUGGAUGUGAUGCGCGAUGCAGCUUUAUCAGGACUUAUCACUGAGAAGAAGCACCAAAUGGAAGAGCCGGACAUUUUGAGGGAAGAAUGUACUGAGCAACAGGAAAAAGCUCCAGCGAUGGGAGAAUUAUCAUCCACGGACUACACGGAGCCACUGCAAUAUAGUACACCUGUAUCAGAUGGCUCGGCGCUGAAACAAUGCACGCCUUCUGCUGAGCAAAACUGCCACACUGAAGAAUCAGAUCACGGGGUUUCUCCUGCUACAACAGAGGAUGAUGCAGCUGCGAUGGCUACAGCGUGUACCGAAAGUGAAGUGGGCGUCUGCAAGCAGGAUGGUUCGGUUCAAGGAGGAGAUCAGGUGCAGGAAGAAUCUGCAACCGUCGAUAGCUCGUGGCCCAAACAUGAUGCUGCUCCUGCUGAAGAUCAGUGCAAAGAAGCAAGUGCUAAAUUUCUUCACAUGGAGGAUUCAGCUGUGUCUUCAGAAGGUGCAGAUGCACACGGAAACGAUCCAGCUCUUGCAGAUGACUCUGUUGGAGCCAAUCCAGGAGCUCAGCAAGAAGAGUCGGUCAAUGCCGAUAUGCAGAAAGAAGAAGCAGUGACCACACUUGUUGCAGGCAAAGAACCAGAUGGAACGCCGACGCCUCGUGUUGGUGAUACCGGUACUAUGGAUGACUGUACCGACGCAAAUUCAGUGACCGUAGAGCAAGAAAAUUUUGUUUUGGUAGAAUCAGAAGCAAGAAAACAGUGUGAGGUUUCUGGCAAGGAUGAUUCAACUCUUGUGGAUCAGCAAAGUGAACUUCAGGCAGAGGACCCAGUAGGUGGCUCUGCCAUUGGAGAGGAGCCUGAAGCUGCUGUAUCAUUGGACGUCGACGACAAGACCAUGAUAAAUACUAGUCUGAACGAUGCAACUGGGGAGGAGCCUGAAGCUGCUGUACCAUUGAAAACUGAAGGCAAGACCAUGGAAAUUACUAGUCUGAAUGAUGCAGCUGGGGAGGAGCCUGAAGCUGCUGUACCAUUGGAAACUGAAGGCAAGACCAUGGAAAAUACUAGUCUGAAUGAUGCAAUUGGAGAGGAGACUGCAGCAGCGGAAAGCAGAGUCGAGACCAUUGAAGAUACUGUGAUGAAUGAUGCAGUUGGGGAGGAGCCUGAAGCUGUACCAGUGAAAAGCAGAGUUGAGACCAUGGAGACCACUCUGACUGACCAUUCCACCAUGCCGGUGGAGACCACUCUGACUGACCAUGCCACCAUGCCGGUGGAGACCACUCUGACUGACCAUGCCACCAUGCCGGCAGGGAUUGUAGCAUGUGCAACAGCAGCAAAUUCUGCUGCACCUGUACCAGAAGCAGGCAAGCCGGAAGAAGGCUCUGAAGGAGCACCUCCAGAAGAAGAAGAAAAAGAAGAAGCAACGGCUACAGCCUCUGCGAGGCAUGAUAACGGCGGCGACGACGACAGGAACACGGGAGUGACCGACGAGAAGGAGCAGCUGAAGGAGAUGGUGCAGAAGCUCCUGGCGUCCGGCAACGAGCAGAUGGGGGUCAUCGCAGAGCUGGGCGACAAGGUGAAGUCGCUGGAGAGGAAGCUCGCUGUGCACAAGAGGAGGAGGCCCAAAGUGAGGGUGCAGCACAGGCCAGCCAGGGCCAACGACGUGCACUGAAGAACGGCCAUGAUUGAUCUGUUCUCUCAAGCUUCAGGCUGUGUCUAUGUAAUGCUUCCAUUACUACUGUCUGCACUUGGUGUAUAUACCAAUGUUGCACUAUGUAUGUAUGUAUGUCGAGCGGAGGAACACUUAGACGACUAUGCUUGAUAGCAUCUGUGUGCAGAGAAACUCUUGGGGUCUUCACCGUCUUGGAUUGCUGCUGUAUUUCUUUCCUCCUCUGUUUUCAUGGUGGGUCUUUCCUCCUCUGUUAUGGAAGGUUUUCAGUUUGCCUACUGCAGACAAGUAAA
Hordeum vulgare subsp. vulgare (domesticated barley) is the source of this 4478-nucleotide messenger RNA. RefSeq names its product BAG family molecular chaperone regulator 6. Gene Ontology annotation, biological process: protein folding. Gene Ontology annotation, cellular component: plasmodesma. The coding region runs from base 229 to 4188 and encodes 1319 amino acids. Lineage: Eukaryota; Viridiplantae; Streptophyta; Magnoliopsida; Poales; Poaceae. The transcript is spliced from 5 exons. Gene Ontology annotation, molecular function: protein-folding chaperone binding. The record is from RefSeq and is a predicted model, not a curated record.